AUGGAAUGGGAGCAAAAGACUCUCAUUAGUGAGCUAACUCGAGGAAAAGAGCUAGCGAAACAGCUUAGGAACCAGCUUAACCCUUCCUCAUCUCUCGAAUCACGUAAAUUUCUGGUUGAGAAGAUACUUUCUUCUUAUGAGAAAGCACUGUCAAUGCUAAAUUGGGGUGCUUUAGCUGCUGAUCAACCAAAGCCCACAAUGGGCAUGAUGGAAUCACUGCAUUCAUUUGCCAACAGUAGUCCUAGGAGUGAGGUCUCUGAUCAAGAUGGCAAGGAGGAAUGUGACAAAAAUGUUUCCAAGAAGAGAAAAACACAGCCUCGGUGGACUGAGCAAGUGAAGAUUCGUUCAGGGACUGGUCUAGAAGGGCCUCUUGAUGAUGGUUAUAGCUGGAGGAAAUACGGGCAAAAAGAUAUUCUCGGAGCUAAUUUUCCAAGGGGAUACUACAGAUGCACUCACCGUCAUUCCCAAGGCUGUUUGGCCACGAAGCAAGUGCAAAAAUCUGAUGAGGACCAUUCAGUUUUUGAAGUGACCUAUCGAGGGAGACAUACGUGUAACCAGGCCUCUCCUUCAUCCGUGGUGGCAUCGCCUUCCCCAAAAAAUAAUUUCUCAAAACAAAGCAGAUAUCAUUGUCAGCAGCAGCAUGAAGGGAAACCAAAGCCAUCAAAGGAGAUAGUUCUUAACUUUGGAUCAGACUGUCUUCAAGUCAAAACCGAGGAUAUGGGCUCUAAGAACGACAUUUUUCCAUCCUUUUCCUUCCCAUGUACAUCAUUUGGGAAUGAAAAUGAGGAAAACAAUAUUUUCACCGAGUCCAUGAUGGAAAACAACUUCUUGGGUAGCUUGUCUCCAACAUUUAUAUCUCCAGCAACGUCUGAAUCAAACUAUUUCUCAAUGUCACCAUGCCAUAUGAACAGCUUCGGCAUUGGUUACCAAAAUGUGCAAACCCCAGAUUCUGAACUCACCACCGAGAUCAUUUCAGCCCCAACUUCGGUGACGAAUUCGCCAAUCGGGGAUUUGGAUAUCUCAAUCGAUAAUGUCGAUUUUGAUACCACUUUCCCAUUUGACGAUUCGGAAUUAUUUGCCUAA
Molecule: messenger RNA, 1083 nt
Organism: Dovyalis caffra
Lineage: Eukaryota; Viridiplantae; Streptophyta; Magnoliopsida; Malpighiales; Salicaceae
Source: the annotation of a GenBank genome assembly